AUGUCGGGACGAGGAAAGCAAGGCGGAAAGGUCCGUGCCAAGGCCAAGACACGGUCUUCUAGAGCUGGACUGCAGUUCCCUGUGGGUCGUGUGCAUCGCCUGCUUCGCAAAGGUAACUAUUCCGAGCGGGUCGGUGCCGGCGCGCCGGUGUACCUGGCGGCAGUACUGGAGUAUCUGACCGCCGAGAUCCUGGAGCUGGCGGGCAACGCGGCCCGGGACAACAAGAAGACGCGCAUCAUUCCUCGCCAUCUACAGCUGGCCAUCCGUAACGACGAGGAGCUCAACAAACUCCUGGGCAAAGUCACCAUCGCGCAGGGUGGUGUCCUUCCCAACAUCCAGGCCGUGCUGUUACCCAAGAAGACUGAGAGUCAUCACAAAGCCAAAGGCAAGUAAAGGAAUAAGCAGUUUAAGUCUUGAAGGAUUCAACUUUAACCAAAGGCUCUUUUCAGAGCCACCCAUGUGCUCAUUAAAAGGGCUACACUUUUCGCUACUAGAUACUUUAAAACAAUCUCUAGCAUUACUUAACGUAGAUGUCGAUAACUCUCAAAAGUGAAAUUGAUAAUCUUGACACCAUAAAAAAGUCAAGUUAAAAGUUUACGUAACAGGUAACACAAAAGUAAGUCUACGCAGCUGGCCUUCAGCAAUUGCAGAAUCUGUUGAAGAAAAUGAGAAAUCCUGGAGAAAAUAGUGCUUUGUCAACUUUUAAAAUUUACAUGCAAAUCUAGUUUUACAAAGCAAUUUUAUCUUCUGUUUGCAUCUUAAUGGGACUAAACUAAAUUUGUAAGGAUUUUUUUGGUUCGUGUUUUUCCUUUUUUCAUACUAAUUACUAACUAACAGUCACUAACCUGGACCUAGUCAAUUGCAUAUAGCCCCCAGGCAGAUCUUAACUGCAUUCACCCUGAAAUGC
Messenger RNA from Carlito syrichta (Philippine tarsier), 907 nucleotides. RefSeq names its product histone H2A type 1-D-like. The transcript has a single exon. Gene Ontology annotation, molecular function: DNA binding; structural constituent of chromatin; protein heterodimerization activity. Gene Ontology annotation, cellular component: nucleosome. The record is from RefSeq and is a predicted model, not a curated record. NCBI's taxonomy places the organism in Eukaryota, Metazoa, Chordata, Mammalia, Primates, Tarsiidae. Bases 1 to 393 code for a protein of 130 amino acids.